This is a messenger RNA of Acanthocheilonema viteae, 201 nucleotides long. The record is from the annotation of a GenBank genome assembly. NCBI's taxonomy places the organism in Eukaryota, Metazoa, Nematoda, Chromadorea, Rhabditida, Onchocercidae.
AUGGAACAUCUGAAAUUGAAUCGGCGAUCUUCCGUAGAAAACGCUGAAAACGCUGCUAAAGAAGAUGAUGAACCAACAGCAGUAUCAGAGCUUCGAAAAUGGCUUCAAAUGAUGGGUGAAAAGCUUUCCGUAAUGGAAAAUAAAUUUACGAAAGCUACACUUGCCCGCAAAGAACUGGAUCGUUUGGCUGCCGACCAACAG